Molecule: messenger RNA, 2079 nt
Organism: Xylaria bambusicola
Lineage: Eukaryota; Fungi; Ascomycota; Sordariomycetes; Xylariales; Xylariaceae
Exons: 1
Coding region: 428-1786 (452 amino acids)
Source: RefSeq, a predicted model, not a curated record
CCUAUACCUGCUCAACUCAGGUACAGUAGGUAGGCGGUUCAACUAAACGAGCUAAAUACAUUGUAGUUUUGGGGGCGGCUUGGUCUGUUCCUGGGUUCGGGAUCUGCAUUUUAGUGCAUGUACUAGUACCGCCGCCAUGUCUUUGCUGCUAUUUUCAGGCUCAUGAUCCACGUGGAGGGGCAUCUUCGUCAUCCCGCCUCGACAGUGCUGCGUAAGUUAGUACUUGGACGCUCAAUUCUGUAUACCUAAUAUACGCCAUUGCGAUCGCCUCGCUCAUUUUCCGCGGUGCUAUCACCUCUCCCUCUUUAACCCAGCUGGGUCCUAAACGCUUCACUCUUUGUUCCAUUUGUUCUGCAUCGGGGCCCGUCGCGAUCUGCCAACGACGAACUGUGCGCUGGUUCCAGAUAUCCUGCCAUUGUAUUCCACAAUGCUCGACGAAAACCUACCAACGUUCUACUUCAGACAGCCCUCAGAUAAUCCUCUCUCUACAAAUCUGUAUUUUACUCAGAAUGGCUCCGAACCCGUUGCCGAAUACACCUUACAAAGACUCGAUCCCACGCUUCCUCAGGCCAGGAAUAAAUAUGCCAUAGCACUGGGUGACGCCAGCGCUCACGGUGUCAUCUUUGCUGAGGUCCUUAUCGAGCCCGAAUUCCAACAACCUAGCCUCUCUGCCGCCGAAAUCCGUGCGCGCAACGGUGCUCCUACAACACCUGUUCCCAUAAUACCUGAAAGUUUCACAGUUCAGCUAUAUAAUCCAGACCAGCAGGUUGUCAUCAGAGGAGAGAAGAGCACGUGGAUGGGCAAAGAGUCCUUUGAGUUCGAGAUCCCACAACAGACGUUUCGUACACCGUCGGCAUCGCAGAUCGAUCGGCAACAAAACAACCCUGUCACCAAUAGCCUCACACCCAAGAUUAUGUUUAAAUGGAAGCGCGAGAGCAAAUUCAGCAAAGACAUGACCUGCUACAUGACGGGGCGCUCUGUUGGUGGUAAGAAAAGCAAGGAACCUGACAUAACGGUCGCGUUAUACCAACACGGGCGAGAGAAGGCCGUCACCAUCUACGAGCCCAACCUACAGAGGGUGGAAGUCGAAGACCGCAAAGGUCUUGAGAUUGUUCUACUUCUAGGCGCAGAAGUUAUUCGUGAGAUUUAUUUGACACCUAGUCGAGACUCGUUCAAUGUAGGUGGCGUGCCAGCGAAUAAGCGCAAGAACUCCAAGCCCCUAGGCAACAGCCCGGGUUCCCCUAAACCGGAUGCUUACACCAUGACCUCUGGCAUCGGGGUUUCUGUGCCCGCAGCUGUAAACUCGCCAGCAGCACAACAGCCUACUCAACCACCCACGAACUCACUGGAUGAUCGUGAAAGGGAAAAGAGGGAUAAAGCCGAGCAAAAGAGGAUCAAGAAAAUGUUAGAAGACGAGGAGAGGGAGCGACGGAAGCGGGAUGCCGAAGUAGAAAAGGAGACCGAAAGACUGAGAAAGGAAUUUGGCAUGGAAGGGCAAGAUUUUGGGCCGAGACCUAAUCUACCUCCACGCCCCGGUCCAAGCGGCAGUACAGGACCGAGUCGUCCCGCAUUACAUUUACAGACUCCGGCGCCGCCGCCGAGGCCCUUAAGCGCCGGUCCAAGACCUACUGGGCAUAGUAGUUGGUUCUCCGGUCCUGCUAUGGGUCCCGGAAUGCCGCCUCAGCCCGCAUUCUAUGGACCGCCCCAACCUCAACCCAAACCUGGACGGCGGAGGGGUGGGAGUGGAGACGGCAAGAUUCACAAGAAGAAGAGCACCUUUUUCUAGGAGAUUAUGGGGGAUGUAUAGAAGAUAGCCUUCUGUAGACUGUUACGUUUCCAGCGAACUUGUUUUUGAAAGCAGGCACGAAGGUCUGAAUACACCUAGCAUGACAGUUAGUUGAUACCCAUUAUGAAUCCAUUUAAUUUGUUUCCUCCUAUCCAAUCUAAGCAUUAACAGCCUAGGUAGUGCCUUUCAAUAAUAAAUAUAGUCCUUGCCUUCUAUCCCUUCCUACUGGUGUACACCUCAAGCAUCAAGCAGGAAGGCAAUGACAAAGCACCCUCACACUCAUCACGGCAUAU